Caenorhabditis auriculariae is the source of this 719-nucleotide messenger RNA. The record is from the annotation of a GenBank genome assembly. NCBI's taxonomy places the organism in Eukaryota, Metazoa, Nematoda, Chromadorea, Rhabditida, Rhabditidae.
AUGACAAGACUUCCACAUAGAAUCAGAAGUGAUAAUGAAGGAGCCAAGAAGAAAAUAUUCUGGGUCACUAAAGUAGGAUCAAAUUUUCCUUGGGCAAGAAGAUAAUGAAGGAGAAAUGCGAGAAGAUAUCAUGUUUAUAAAGAAAACAAGAAUCAUCAAUUAAUCUUAUCAUAAUCAAGAGAUAAACGGACAAGCCUUCAGUUCGAAAAUCAAACAGCAUCUUCUAUUCAAAAGAUCUUACUUUUACAUUAUCAAUGAAGAAAAUAUUGAUUCUUGAAAGCUUCUACUUUUCUCCAUGUGGAAUCAAAUAUGAGAGGACAAGAAGAUAUUUAAAGCUUGAAUAAGUCGGGAUCAGAACUGAUAAUGAAGGCGAGAUUCUCGGCUUUCAAAGUUAGGUCACUUUUUUUGGGCAUAAGAGGAUAAGAAAAUAAACCAACUUCUUCAUCCUACAUCCAAUGAAAAGAACACAAAGGUUAUAAAAGAAGAAAAAAUCUCAAGCCUCGACUUUCCCCAGCCUCCAACACGUGGAAUCAGAACUGAUAAUGCAGGGGGAAGACGAAAAUUGGCAAGUGAUGGGCCCCCAGUUUCUGGGGGCCGACGUCACGCCCAAGCAGCAGGCGGUUCCGAUAUCGUCGUCACGUGUGCUGGAUGCCAAACAGAACGCGAUAUACUUUGAUCUCAUUACACAACUCGCUUCUUUUUUCCGCUGUGAGAAGUAG